CAUGGCGUCUUCGUGAUCCCUCUCUCUCUCUGUAUGUAUCUAUAUGUUGGGAAGCUACGGAGAAGUCAUGUGGCCAAGGCUCGUGGCCAACAAGAUUCUAAGGAAGAGAGUGGGGAGCAAUAACUUCGUCGCCGACUUCCCAACCAACACAGAGAGGCUUCUGGAAGCUUCUACAUUAGACAACCGACCUUCCUACACCUCCGACGCCUCUUUCUUUGAUCCUCGAAAGACCACACACAACUACAGAGUUUUCGUUAGCACAUGGAAUGUUGGUGGCAUCGCGCCGAAGGACGGGCUUGAAUUGGAAGAUCUACUGGAAACACGUAAAACCCCAUGUGACAUAUACGUUACCGGGUUUCAAGAGAUCGUGCCUCUUCGAGCUUCAAGUGUUUUUGGGUCGGAAAACAACAAAGUAUCUGCGAAAUGGAAUUCGUUGAUAAGAGAGGCUCUGAACAAGAGGGCACGUCAUCGGGAGGGAGGCUUGUCGGAGUCAAAGGGCAUUAACGGUAUUUCACAAGAUUUCCGGUGUAUCAUAAGCAAACAGAUGGUCGGAAUAUUGAUAUCCGUCUGGGUCCGGAACGAUCUCCGGCCGUUCGUCAGUCAUCCUAGCGUCUCUUGUGUUGGAUGUGGGGUCAUGGGUUGUUUAGGAAACAAGGGAGCGGUGUCUGUUAGAUUUCACUUGCACGAGACGAGUUUUUGCUUCGUGUGCGGCCACCUUGCCUCCGGCGGCCGCGACAAAGAUGGAAAGCAAAGGAACUCCGACGUCACUGAGAUCUUGGCAAGAUCGAGCUUUCCAAGAGGCCCUUCACUCGAUUUGCCCAAACAGAUUAUGGAUCACGACCGAGUGGUUUUACUGGGAGAUUUGAAUUAUAGAAUUUCGCUGCCGGAGGAGAAGACGAGGUUAUUGGUGGAAAGACAAGAAUGGGACAUCUUACUCGAAAAUGAUCAGCUGAGUAUGGAGAUCAUGAAUGGGCAUAUAUUCCGAGGAUGGCAAGAAGGACUUGUGAAAUUCGCUCCGACAUAUAAAUAUAUUCCAAAUUCGGACGUAUAUUACGGAUGCAUUAAACACGAUAAUAAAGAAGAGAAAAAACGAUCUCCGGCAUGGUGCGAUCGGAUAAUUUGGCAUGGCAAUGGACUGAAGCAGCAUGCAUACACGAGAGGAGAGUCAAAGAUAUCUGACCAUAGACCGGUCAAAGCAAUAUUUACCGUAGAGGUUGACGUUUCAUAUUUUCGUAAUUUUUUUCUAUCCGAUAGAUUCGAGAGAAGAACAAACCCGCUUGAAACACACUCGACGGACCACUCGUUGAUUCCUAUGUAAUAUAAGACGCAUCCAAAUGUUUUCAAGGGCUGAAUAUAUUAUUAUUAUUAUUAUAGUA
This is a messenger RNA of Tarenaya hassleriana, 1376 nucleotides long. RefSeq names its product type IV inositol polyphosphate 5-phosphatase 9. The coding region runs from base 44 to 1318 and encodes 424 amino acids. The record is from RefSeq and is a predicted model, not a curated record. Lineage: Eukaryota; Viridiplantae; Streptophyta; Magnoliopsida; Brassicales; Cleomaceae. Gene Ontology annotation, biological process: phosphatidylinositol dephosphorylation. Gene Ontology annotation, molecular function: inositol-polyphosphate 5-phosphatase activity; phosphatidylinositol-3,4,5-trisphosphate 5-phosphatase activity; phosphatidylinositol-4,5-bisphosphate 5-phosphatase activity. The transcript is spliced from 8 exons.